Colias croceus (clouded yellow) is the source of this 1996-nucleotide messenger RNA. Its product is annotated as sialin. The transcript has 12 exons. Gene Ontology annotation, molecular function: transmembrane transporter activity. Gene Ontology annotation, biological process: monoatomic anion transport; transmembrane transport. The record is from RefSeq and is a predicted model, not a curated record. Gene Ontology annotation, cellular component: plasma membrane. Lineage: Eukaryota; Metazoa; Arthropoda; Insecta; Lepidoptera; Pieridae. The coding region runs from base 225 to 1685 and encodes 486 amino acids.
UUAGUCGGGUUUCUGCGCUUGCUGGAGAAGGGUGUGCAUCUUUGUCCAUCCGCGUUUUCGAUCACAUUAACUUAGGCUCAUAUAUUUAUUACUUAAAAACUUCGCUAUAAGUUUUAUUCAAUUGUAGGUUUAAUUAAUAUUAUUUAUAAAUGUGUUUUUAGUUUUGGUUUAGUGUGUUUCAUCUAUAUUAGUGUGUUAAAUAAUUUAACGAGUCAUUCCAAGCCAUGGCUAAAACAGAGAAAUCGUUCCCAAGGAAUUUUACAGGUUGCCUAACAUGCGUGCAAGUACUAAACCUAAUGGUGCUCCUCGGGUUCAUGCUGAACUACGCACUCCGCGUCAACCUGACCAUUGCGAUCGUCGAGAUGAUCUUUGACGAUAAAGAUGUCCAAGUUGCGAACCUUACAGACUCUUUGAAUGUUACUGAGAACUUUCAGCACCCGGAGCACAUUCAACAGACCCGCUACCACUGGGACACGAAACAGAAGAAUCACCUGCUGGGUUCGUUCUUCUGGGGUUAUGUGCUGACCGAGGUGCCGGGUGGGCGACUGGCGGAGGUGAUAGGUGCAAGGCGCGUGUUCGGCUACAGCACACUGCUAGCUAGCAUCCUCACCCUGCUUUCACCAUGGGCAGCUGCUCUUGGCUUCGGCUGGAUAGUUGCACUGCGAGUGCUCCUAGGGUUCCUGCUAGGAGCCACCUGGCCAGCUAUCCUGCCCAUGGCUUCAAAGUGGGUGCCACCGAUGGACAGGUCCAAAUUCAUGUCUAAUAUGAUGGCCUCAUCGCUCGGUGCUGCUCUUACGAUGCCCAUCUGUGGUUUCCUCAUCGCACAUUUUGGUUGGGAAUCUGCAUUCUAUUUCACUGGUAUUAUCGGUGUAAUGUGGUCGGUGGCCUGGUUCGCGGUUGUAUACGACUCGCCAGCUCAGCAUCCGAGGAUCUCGGAACACGAGAGGAAUUACCUUAUGAAGGCAUUACCUCAGGAUAAUAAUAAGGGGCACAACCCAGUACCCUGGCGCAGUCUGCUCUCAUCACCGGCUGUAUGGGCGAUCGUCAUCACCCACGGAGCUUCAGUGUUCGGUUACUUCACCGUUGUUAACCAACUGCCAACGUAUAUUGAAAGCAUUUUGAAGUACAAUAUUAAACAUAAUGGUCUCCUAUCCUCCCUCCCUUACCUGGGCAAGUAUCUCUGCGCAUUGGCAUCAUCAGUACUAGCUGACUCGUUGCGAAGAACCGGCAGAUUGUCUACUACAACAGCAAGGAAACUGUUCACAGGCGUCGCUGUUGGGUUGCCUGGUAUACUAAUGAUAGCGCAGGCAUUCUUCGGUCACGACCGCGUGUGGUCGAUCGCGAUAUUCACACUCGCUCUGACGAUCAACGGCGCGGUCACAGCUGGAUAUCUUGGAAAUGGACUCGAUAUUGCGCCUAAUUUUAGUGGAACUAUCUUCGGUAUUGCCAACACGCUAUCUUCAUUCGGCGGCUGGCUGUCAACGUUCAUGGUCGGAGAACUUACCAAACAUCAUAACACAUACGAGCAAUGGCAGAUAGUAUUCUUCAUUCUCGCGGGCACAUACACGGCGGGUGCUCUAAUGUUCACCAUCUUUGGUUCCGGGGAAUUACAAUCUUGGAACUCACCACAAAACGUUCCUAGCAAGGAAGAAGAGCCGCUAAAUGAUAAGGAAAUUAAGGUUUAGGGAGGUAAAAUAAGGGAGGAUUUUAGGAACUGCAGGAUAAGGGUGCUUUUCCACUAAUAAUGUGCGUAAUGUGUUUGUAAGUAACCAAUAGUAUCGCUGCAAACUAAAUGAAGCGAUAUGAUUGUCUCUUUAUUACAAACACAUUCCUCGCUACACAAUCUCACACAUUUUUGGUGCAUAAGCACCCUAAAUGUAAAAAAUAUGCUAGAAGCAUACUAAAUAUAAAAAAUCUGAAAGUGAUUCAUUAAAAUUCGAAAGAAUUUAUUCAAUAGUGAAAAAAUGACACUUCCUUGAGAAGCGAAAUCUUCAAA